AGUCUAAACAAAGCUUCAUCAAGCCGUAUCUUAUCUCCCUCCUUCCCUUCUCCCGCUUGUCUCUUUAACGCAUCUCUCGCUCCCAUUCCUCUCUCCCUCCCUCUCUCUCUCUCUUCAAUGGCCGCGAACCACUCUUGUGCUUGACGACGCUUCCAAUCAACACAAGUGUUGGGAAAUUCUGUAUAAGAAGCUGCAAUGUAUGCAAGGAGAAUACAGUGUAGAAAUCAGAUAUGGGGAGUGUUGUUGCCGUCGAAAUACGUAACGAGGACAUACUCUGUCGAACGGGGUUCUUCUCAAUCUUUGAUCUGUAGAACAGUUUUAGGAAAUAAAUUUGCUCAUGGUAGUUUAGGCAGAAGGAAUUUCUUACAUUCGUUUUCUUCUAGAAGUGUUGCCUCUGCUGUUUGUUAUACUGAUUUAGAUGUGAAGUCGAAUCCGUGUUUAAAGUCUAUCCAGUUCCGAGCUUAUAGCUCUGAAGGCGAUGGCAGAAAUGCUAGUGAGGAUAAACUUGCACCUGUUAAAGAUGGGGCUGGUUUUGUUAAAGGAAAGACCUUGCGAGAAACGGCUGAGGAAGAUAUUAGGAAUUGUGAUGCUCAUGCUCGGCUCGGGGAGCAAGAUCAAAAAGAAUGGCUCAUUAAUGAGAAGAUUUCAAUGGAGAGUCGCAAAAAGGAUUCACCUUUCUUGACCAGACGUGAUAAGUUCAAAAAUGAGUUCCUACGGAGGGUUAUUCCAUGGGAGAAGAUAACAGUUUCAUGGGAUACAUUACCUUACUAUAUUCAUGAACAUACCAAAAAGCUUUUGGUGGAAUGUGCUGCUUCUCAUUUGAAACACAAAAAAGUCACUUCAUCUUAUGGUGCUCGCUUGGCAUCUUCAAGUGGCAGAAUUCUGCUCCAGAGUGCACCAGGCACUGAGCUUUACCGCGAGAGACUAGUUAGAGCGCUUGCGCAAGAUUUACAAGUUCCUUUACUGGUGCUUGACAGCAGUGUUCUUGCUCCUUAUGAUUUUGGUGAUGAUUGCCAAUCAGAGAGCGAAUCAGAUGAUGAUAGUGCAGAACGUGGGGAGGACUAUACUUCGGAGUCGGAGGUGGAGGACGAAAAUGAAGAAGAUUGGACUAGUAGUAAUGAGGCAAAGUCAGACGGUACUGAUAAUGAUGAAGUAGCAACUACUGAAGCAGCCAUCCGAAAGCAUGUUUCACAGUGUCCUGAGGAUUUUGCAAAGAUGGUGUGUGGAGAAUCUGAUAAUUCGACUGAAUCCUCCAAUGUCGAGGCUGUUGAGUCUUCAAAAUCCCAACAGCCACUGAAGAGAGGUGAUCGUGUGAAAUAUGUUGGAUCUUCCACACAUAGUGAAGCUGAUAAGAGGAUCAUAUUGGGGAAGAUAUCAACAUCUGAUGGUCCAACAAAUGCUUAUACUAUUAUUCGUGGCAGGAAGUUGCAGAAGGGCCAACGCGGGGAGAUUUAUGAGGUGAGUGGCGAUCAAGCUGCUAUUAUUUUUGAUAUCGCUGAAAGCAAAGCAAAUGAUGCAAGUAAGGAGGAUAAAGAAACGGAGCAACCUGCAAAGCCACCUGUUUAUUGGAUGAAUGUUAAGGAUAUUGAGCGUGAUUUUGAUACCCAAGCUGAGGAUUGUUAUGUUGCAAUGGAGGCACUUAGUGAGGUAUUGCAUGCACUGCAACCUCUUAUUGUAUAUUUUCCAGACUCUUCUCAAUGGUUAUCUAGGGCAGUUCCAAAGUCAAAUCGUAAGGAAUUUGUCCAGAAGGUUGAAGAUAUAUUUAACCAGAUAUCAGGUCCUGUUGUUCUGAUUUGUGGGCAGAACAAAGUUGAAUCUGGAGCAAAGGAGAAAGAGAAAUUUACAAUGAUACUUCCAAAUUUUGGUCGUCUUGCUAAGCUGCCUCUAUCUUUGAAACGUCUUACUGAGGGGCUAAAGGCAACAAAGAGAUCAGAUGAAAACGAAAUAUAUAAGCUCUUCACAAAUACUUUGAGUAUAUAUCCUCCCAAGGAAGAGGAUCACCUUCGAACAUUCUGUAAACAGGUAGAGGAAGAUAGGAGAGUUAUCAUAUCAAGGAGUAAUUUAAAUGAAUUACACAAGGUUCUUGAGGAGCAUGAGCUGUCUUGCAUGGACUUAUUGCAUGUAAACACUGACGGUGUGAUUUUAACAAAGCAAAAAGCUGAGAAAGUUGUUGGUUGGGCUAAAAAUCAUUACUUGUCAUCUUGCCCGCUCCCUUCCACAAAAGGGGAAAGACUACAUAUUCCUCGUGAAAGCAUUGAAAUUGCAAUUCUGAGGAUGAAGGAGCAGGAGGCUAUAUCUCGAAAGCCGUCACAGACAUUGAAGAAUCUUGCGAAGGAUGAGUACGAGACCAACUUUGUUUCAGCAGUGGUACCUCCUGGUGAAAUUGGUGUUAAGUUCGAUGACAUAGGUGCUCUUGAAGAUGUGAAGAAGGCAUUGCAAGAACUUGUUAUUCUUCCAAUGAAGAGACCAGAACUUUUUUCUCAAGGGAACUUGUUGCGGCCUUGCAAAGGAAUUCUACUUUUUGGUCCUCCUGGAACUGGAAAAACCCUUCUUGCUAAGGCACUUGCAACUGAAGCUGGAGCUAACUUUAUCAGUAUAACUGGUUCAACACUUACAUCAAAGUGGUUCGGUGAUGCUGAAAAGUUGACGAAAGCUCUCUUCUCCUUCGCCAGCAAGCUUGCUCCUGUCAUUAUAUUUGUUGAUGAGGUGGACAGUUUGCUUGGUGCUCGUGGUGGUGCUUUUGAGCAUGAGGCAACCAGAAGAAUGAGAAAUGAGUUUAUGGCUGCAUGGGAUGGAUUGAGGUCAAAAGAUAGCCAAAGAAUCCUCAUACUGGGGGCAACAAAUCGACCUUUUGACCUUGAUGAUGCUGUAAUUCGUCGAUUACCAAGAAGGAUAUAUGUAGACUUACCGGAUGCUGAAAACCGUUUAAAGAUUUUGAGGAUAUUUCUUUCACAAGAGAAUUUAGAACCUGGUUUUGAGUUUGAUAAACUAGCUUCUGCAACUGAGGGAUACUCUGGGAGUGAUUUGAAGAACCUCUGCAUCGCUGCUGCAUAUAGACCUGUGCAAGAACUUCUAGAGGAAGAAAAGAAGGAAAGCAAAAAUGGUACGGCACCAAACUUAAGGCGUCUCAAUCUGGAUGAUUUUAUUCAGUCAAAAGCCAAGGUUGGGCCUUCAGUUGCAUAUGAUGCUACGAGCAUGAAUGAACUUAGAAAAUGGAAUGAACAAUAUGGUGAAGGUGGAAGCAGGCAAAAAUCACCAUUCGGCUUUGGCGACUAAAUUAAUGUUCUUGGGAGUUUUUUUUUUAGAAUAAUUUAUUAAUUGGGUAAAAUAACCGAUGAUAAGGUGGGUUGGGUUGGCAUAUGUAUUCUUAGAGAUCAAAUAUUUUCUUCUUUCAUCCUUUUUGGACGGGUGAAAAAGCUAAGGCCUACUUGGAAAAUUCCUUGUAAUGUUAAUGUAGGUGCUCUUAUUGAAAAAAUUUCCCCUUUUGUUGUUA
This is a messenger RNA of Humulus lupulus (European hop), 3493 nucleotides long. RefSeq lists its product as uncharacterized. The record is from RefSeq and is a predicted model, not a curated record. Gene Ontology annotation, molecular function: ATP binding; ATP hydrolysis activity. NCBI's taxonomy places the organism in Eukaryota, Viridiplantae, Streptophyta, Magnoliopsida, Rosales, Cannabaceae. The transcript has 25 exons. Gene Ontology annotation, cellular component: mitochondrial outer membrane. The coding region runs from base 196 to 3276 and encodes 1026 amino acids.